Messenger RNA from Cuculus canorus (common cuckoo), 546 nucleotides. It is a transcript of the gene FIGLA, whose product is annotated as folliculogenesis specific bHLH transcription factor. Gene Ontology annotation, molecular function: protein dimerization activity; DNA-binding transcription factor activity, RNA polymerase II-specific; RNA polymerase II transcription regulatory region sequence-specific DNA binding. The transcript is spliced from 3 exons. The coding region runs from base 1 to 546 and encodes 181 amino acids. Lineage: Eukaryota; Metazoa; Chordata; Aves; Cuculiformes; Cuculidae. The record is from RefSeq and is a predicted model, not a curated record. Gene Ontology annotation, biological process: developmental process; regulation of transcription by RNA polymerase II.
AUGGGGGAGGCCACUGGAACUGGGGAGCUGCCGGUGGGGGUCCUGCUGCCCACCCCAGCGCCGGAGGUGUUGGAGAUGGUGCUGAGCCAACGCUAUGGUCCCCUGCCCCGCGCUGCUGCCAUCGCCCGCCUGCGCAAGCAGCCGGAUGGAUGCUACCGCCCGGCGGGUGACCUGGCUGACAUCCUGGAGCGGCGGCAGGUGGCCAACGCCAAGGAGCGCGAGAGGAUUAAAAAUCUGAACAGUGGGUUCUCGAGGCUGAAGACCCUCGUGCCCCUCAUCCCCCGCGACCGCAAGCCCAGCAAAGUGGACACCCUGAAAGCUGCAGCCGAGUACAUCCGCCUGCUGCGCCUGGUGCUGGAAGAAACAGGGGGCAUUGAGUGUCAGAAUGUGGACGCUGAGCCGGAGCUGGGUGACAAUGGGUGGGGAACCCUGGGGGAGCUUCCCAGGACCCAGCCGGGCAGUGACCCCCUCCCUCAGUGGGGUCCCUCUGCCCGGGGCCAUCGCAGGAGAGCGGGGGCAGCUCCAGCUGAGGGCGACAGGGGUUAG